Colossoma macropomum (tambaqui) is the source of this 689-nucleotide messenger RNA. RefSeq lists its product as uncharacterized. Lineage: Eukaryota; Metazoa; Chordata; Actinopteri; Characiformes; Serrasalmidae. The coding region runs from base 48 to 689 and encodes 213 amino acids. The transcript has 6 exons. The record is from RefSeq and is a predicted model, not a curated record.
CAAAACCAAAGCCAGACAGAUCGCACUCACUGCACAGACAGAAGACCAUGAAGCUUCUCUUUUUAAUGUGUCUCCUGCACUACAGCUCCAUACAAACAGCUCAGACCGUAAUAUUCAGUCAGAGUGAAACAGAGGGGAGAAACAUCAGCCUGUACUGUGGAAAUAAGGGUAAAGUGAUCUGGAGUAAAGGCACUGAUGGAGGAACAUCUACUAUCCUCAGUGCUGAAAAUGGAGAAAUCACCCAGAAACACAGACCUGAUCCAGAAAACAGAUACAGUGUAUUAAACAGUGAUUUAUCACUGGUGAUAAAGAGCGUCGCUCUCUCUGACUCUGGGAUUUACUACUGUAACGCUACUCCUGUAGUGAAUCUGACUGUGAAUCCUGCACCACCAGCAGAUAAGAGAUCAUCCACUUCUCCUCUUGAUGUGUCCUGCUCUUCUCCAGUGAGUUCCAGUGAAAGUGGCAGUGAAAAAGCAGACAGAAUGAAUGAAACCCAAACAACUUCUCCACUCUCGGUCUCACCUACCAAACUCACACCUGCAUCUACAGUGAUUAACUCAGAGGCCUCAACCACCAACUCCACAGCUCAGUCCUCUUCAGGAAGUGAUGAACCUCCAAAAGCUUCAAGAAAGAAAACAAAAUCUACACAGACUGAACAAGAGUGGAACAAGAGCAGUGAGACACAUUAA